Molecule: messenger RNA, 1980 nt
Organism: Dichotomopilus funicola
Lineage: Eukaryota; Fungi; Ascomycota; Sordariomycetes; Sordariales; Chaetomiaceae
Product: WD40-repeat-containing domain protein
Exons: 4
Coding region: 1-1980 (659 amino acids)
Biological process (GO): peroxisome fission; mitochondrial fission
Cellular component (GO): mitochondrion
Molecular function (GO): protein binding
Source: RefSeq, a predicted model, not a curated record
AUGGAUGACACGGAGCACGACAAUGACUUCCCGGACCUGUCGUCAUUUGACGACGAGUCCUCCGUGAUCUCGACACGAGGCCUCGAGGCGUUCGGCCGCAAGGUCACAACAACAGCCUCGCAGCUAAUGGCUCCACGAUCCGAUCCGUCGUCGAACCCCACCUACCAGAACGCCAUGACGGAGGUGCAUCGACAGCUGCGCCGGCCGGGCCUACAGCGAGCCAUGUUUUCGAUGGCUAACACGACGCCGACGGAUUUGGUGCGCUCGCGGUUGUCGACGAAGGAGAUACAGUCGCGUGCUCUGUCUUACGUACCGGAGGAGUUGCUCAAGAACAUACCCGAAGGCGACAGUUCAUAUUCGUUGUUUCAAGGCUUCCAGGCGAGCUUUCCGGAGCUUACCGACAACGGCAAGAAGCACAGGCGGCGCGUUUCGCGGGGAAGGAAAAUGCUCGACGAAGGCCCCAUAAUCCCUGACGGGACCCCCGAGUCUGUGCGGAAAUUGAAGCAAGAGAAGGCUUCGAUGAUGCAUCAGUUCGAAAUGCUUGGCAUUCGCAAGAACAUGGCGAGCAGCGAGAUUCGCGAGAUUGACGCCAAGAUUGAGAAUUUGGCGGGGAUGCGUCGGAUCAUCUUGGACAGGUUGGCUAAUUUGGAGCAGGACGAGGCGCUGCUUGAGCACGACAUUGUCGAUGUUGAGAGUAGAUUAGAAGAGGCGCAGGAAAUGGUGGAGGAGGCCGAGUCGGUGGCAGUACGAACGCCCGCAAAGUCAGAAGACGAUGCAGCGUCUGAAAAGGGGGACGCACCUGGGUUUAUGUCGCAGUCCGUCUACGAGAAACUUCCUUCUUCGAAGGGUUCAUCCUCCGACAAGAAGAAGCCUCGUAGCAUCCGACGAAAAUCCAUGCCGAUCCUACACGAACACUUCGAACCAGGCAGCAUGAUUCGCUCUAUGCGCGCCCACAAAGAUAACGUCACGGCCCUCGAUUUUGACGCCCCUUUUGGUCUCUUGGUCUCGGCAGCGAUGGAUGAUUCCGUCCGGGUGUGGGACCUCAACGCGGGUCGCUGCAUUGGCAUGCUCGAAGGUCAUACAGCCUCGGUCCGCACGCUCCAGGUUGAAGACAACUUCUUAGCCACGGGUUCCAUGGAUGCGACAAUCCGACUAUGGGACCUCAGCAAGGCGCACUAUGACCCGCAGGGACACCAGUUCGGCAAGGAGGAGGACGACGAAGACGCUAUUGCCUUUGAAAAUCCGGAUGACCAGCCCGUAGACCCGCCCCCCGGCAGCAUGUCCGCAUGUCCCUUGUUCACACUGGAGGCUCAUCUGGACGAGAUCACAGCACUUCAUUUCCGCAGCAACGUGCUUGUUUCUGGUUCUGCGGACAAGACGCUGCGUCAGUGGGAUCUUGAGAAGGGGCGGUGCGUACAGACGCUGGACGUCAUGUGGGCCGCUGCGCAGGCUUCCGCGUUAUCAUCAAGCGAUGGCGGCUGGCGGCAAACUACCCGCGCAGCGGACGGGUCUGCUGAUUUCGUUGGCGCCUUGCAAGUGUUUGAGUCGGCCCUGGCGUGUGGUACGGCGGAUGGCAUGGUCCGUUUGUGGGAUCUGCGUAGCGGCCAGGUGUCCCGCAGCUUGGUCGGCCACACGGGACCUGUGACAUGCCUCCAGUUCGAUGAUGUGCAUUUAGUCACAGGUAGUUUGGACAGGAGCAUUCGGAUAUGGGACCUUCGUACUGGCUCUAUCUAUGAUGCUUAUGCAUACGACAACCCCGUCACAAGUAUGAUGUUCGACACCCGUCGCAUCGUCUCUGCUGCCGGUGAGGAUGUGGUCAAGGUGUACGACAAAGUCGAGGGGCGGCACUGGGACUGUGGCGCCGGCAUCACCGAGGCCGAACAAGAUAAGACGCCUGCCGUCGUGGAGCGUGUGCGUAUCCGUGAUGGGUACAUGGUCGAGGGCCGCCGAGACGGCGUCGUGGGCGUGUGGACUUGUUAA